Messenger RNA from Lethenteron reissneri (Far Eastern brook lamprey), 4911 nucleotides. RefSeq names its product WD repeat-containing protein 86-like. The record is from RefSeq and is a predicted model, not a curated record. Lineage: Eukaryota; Metazoa; Chordata; Hyperoartia; Petromyzontiformes; Petromyzontidae. Gene Ontology annotation, molecular function: protein binding.
GCCGCCGCGCAGGACACCAGCAACUCGGGAAGCGAAGGGCGAGCCGACCAUGGGCACCGGCAGCAGCUCCAAGGCGCCGCCGCAGCACCUGGUGCGUACGAGCGUCGCGCACACGGGCGGCGUGAACUGCAUGAGCGCCGGCGAGGACGGCGCGCUGCUGCUCACCGGCGGCGAGGACGGCUCGGCGGCCCUGUGGGACGCGGAGGCCCCGCAGGGUCAGGGUCGCCGGGCCACGCUGCGAGGCCACGAGGGGUACAUCACGCACUGCGCGCUCGCCGCCGACGGCGUCCGCGCGUUCACGUGCUCCGCGGACCGCACGGCGCGCUGCUGGGACGUGCAGAGCGGCCGCUGCCUGCAGGUGUACCGGGGCCACGCGGGCGUCGUGAACAGGGUCGUGCCGUACGCCGGGUGGCUCUUCAGCAGCUCGUACGACAAGACGGCGCGCUGCUGGGACGCGCGCACCGGGGACGCGCUACGCGUCUUUGCCGGCCACAGGAGCUGCGUGCUGCCCCUGGCCUUGUACUGCCCUACGGGGCAGCAGCAGCAGCAACAGCGCGAAGGGCAUGGGCGAGGAGCGUCAGGAGGCUCUGAAGGAUCGAGGAAAUCUGGGGGAACAGAGCGGCAGGUGCGCGCGGACGCGGCUGCGCGCUCCUCGCCCAAGUCCAGAAGCUCCACGUUCAUCCUGGAGGUGCGCAGAGCUGAUCCCGGGGACACCAACAUCGCGUCCUCGAAACCCACACCAUCGUCGUCACCGCCACCAUCGUCAUCAUCACCACCAUCAACAAUAGCACCAUCGUCAGCGUCGUCGUCGUCGUCGUCGUCAUCUUCAUCGGACCCAAAGGGGGAGAGGAGGUGCUCGUCGGCGGCUCUCGCCGCCCUGGAGGAGAACACCACGCUGCUGCUGAUGUCGGGGAGCGUGGACGGCACCGUGCGCCUGUGGCGGCUGUCGAGCGGCGCCUGUGCGCGCACCUUGAGGGGACACCAGGGCCCCGUCCUGUGCCUGGCCGUGGACGCCUCGAACGGCGCCCUCUACUCGGGCGGGGCGGACGGGACGGUGCGCAAGUGGGACCUGCGCAGUGGGCAGCAGCUGCGCUCCUACACGGAGCACACCGACCUGGUCAUAUGCCUGCAGCUGGCGAACAGACACCUGUAUUCCGGCAGCUCGGAUGGCACCGCUCGGCGCUGGCUGUCAGAGGUCGGAGGUUGCGCCCGCGUCUACCGGCCACACAAGCACACCGUCAGCACGCUCAGAUGCCACGAUGGCAUUUUGUUUACAGGCAGUGGAGAUACAUUGGCCCGAGCAUUUGAUGCAAGGUCUGGUGCCCUGAAACGCACAUUUAAAGGCCACACGGGGAUCAUCAACUGCCUGGAGGUGGUAAACGGAAAUCUGUUCACGGGCUCACACGAUGGUACGCUACGCAUAUGGGAGGUGCAGAGCCUCUAUGAGCAAGAGAAGCCCCCUGAACGUGAGCAAAAGAAGGGAGGACUAAAGGGUCUAGCGCCGAGCAACAAGGUGGGAGGACUGCCCGAGACACAAGUGGCCAUCUCUGUGGGCUGGCCUGACGGGCAGAACCCUCCCGAGCACCUCUCCGAGCUCGGCCUGCAGCGUCAGAGAGAGAUGGCCGAGCGCGAGGCCAUGCAGCUCGUGUGAGCCAUGGAGCCGGCGUGCUACAACAGUUCUUUCGGUUACUGCCGCGCUCUCGACGAUGGCGCGAAUGCCCUUCAGACACCGCUGCAUACCAAUGCUUGUAUGCAUUAACAGUACAAAAAAUAACUCAGAAGGCUGCGCAAUGUGAGAAAGAAUAAUUCCCCGACACCGACUGAAAAUAUAUGUUGCGUAUAUGUCCGUCUCGAAUGUGUUGUCGGGUUGUACCAGACUGAUUUCUGGCAUGUUGUUGCAAGCGCUGGGAGCUCCUCCAGGAACUAUUGGUCAGCACCAACAGCAAAAAACAACGUAUGCAGUUGAGUUUAUUCAUUACCUUGACAAAUUUACAGGUUUAAGAAGAGUCGGUAAAAGUGAGUCAACCCAUCAAAUUCAAAUAAUGUACUGUAUAAUGGACUCGGGCCAUUGUAUUCGUAGAUAUGAAGCAAACACAAAUAAAGUAGGUUACAAAUGCAUUCCACAAUCACAGCUUAUAACUUAUAAUAAAUAUAGAGUCUCAUCAGUAUUUUUAGUAUUACUUUAUAGAACGGUUUAAGCCGCUCGCCAACAUCACUGUGGGUGUCAUCUCUUCCACGGUUUACAUGGAGUUAAGCAGGUGAGAGGCACACCACUUACCACAUCACGGUUCGCUUACAAAUGCAUAUUUUCCCUCAAGCUUAAUAGUGAAAAGUAUCAAAAGCGUAAAGAAAAAUUACUCUAAAAAUUAACAACUCAACAGCACGAUUCAUAAUUUGUUUCUUUUAGGUCAGGUCGUGUCAAAAUGUGUCGCAAACCCUCAUCCACCUGACACUGCCAGCCAAUAAAAGUGCCACGUGAAUUGAACGUGGCCAAAUGUAUUACUGCUUUAGCAGCACCACCAGUGUCAUUGUCGGAGAGUAAUUUCCACAUGUAAACGGAUGCGACGUUCCGCUGGAGAUUACAUCCAGCGUCAUCAGCUUGUUAACAGGAGCUCAGGUCUUGAGAUCUCAGCGAAUCUCCAGCGAAAUGUCAAAAUGUCGAAUCCAAUUAAACGUUAUGAAACCAAUUAUGAAUCACAAUAUUGGUCGUGAAAACCUACGUAUAAAAUUAACAGUAUUUUCAGUUAAGAUGUUUUCAGCUAUCUCACUGAAACCCACAAGAGGUUUACCACUACAAAAAUCUGUAUUUAAUGAGUAGUGUUCUUCUCUCAAGUGCACUCAAGCGCCAAGUAUGAAUAAUACAAUGUGUUCCAUGAUUGAUAGGCACGUGUAAUUGUUUAUUUCAGUGCUGAAUCAAAGAACACAUCUGUCGUGCUCCUACAUAAUGCUGUUGGACUGUUGUCAUGUUGUGCUUUGGUGUAAGCGUCUUCCCGGUUUACUCUGGGUUACGACAAUGUUACCGUGGUGAGUGAAUGCAAACAACAUUGACAAAGUGCGCAACAACGCUCAGGUGGAUGAAUGUGCAAAUAACCUGGCCAGACCAACUGAUAUUUCGGCAAACAAAGUCCGAGGUGGCCAGUGUGUCUUUUCAGCAAUGCGCUUACAAGUACGAUAGUAUUUAAAACGAUAUAUGUUAUUUAUUCCCUAAACAAUGCAUGACACAACCACGAAUUGCUAUUUUAUGUUUUGUAGUUGAAUCGGGCCGCCAUUGAUGUCUCACGAUUUUAAUUGGCAGCGUCACUUUUACGGAUCCAAAAGGGCCUUCAUGAAACGGUAAUUGAUGUUGAUAAACUGAGACAAAAUGUAUCUUUCAUACUUGUAAAAUGGUUGUACAGUAUUCUUUGGGUCUUUCGGUGAAGUCACGUAGAUAGGUUCAAAGAAAAUAACAAAAAACGACGUUUCGAUCACAACAAAACCAAUCGUCAUCCUGAUGACGAUCGCUUGUGUUGUGAUCGAAACGUCAUAGUUUUUGUUAUUUUCUUUGAACCUAUCUACGUGGCUUUACCGAAAGACCAAAAGAAUAUGAAUUCCUGCAGUCACGAAAGCUUUAAGUCAAGAUUUGGCUGUACAGUAUUUGACAUGUGCAACGUGCCCGCUGAGACAAGGGCUUUGAAAUAUUCAACUAACUGGCCAGGUUGAGAUCAAGGACACCCCCUGAUGUAACGUCCAUCAAAAGCAAUGUAAAGCCCGACGCUUGACAGUUUUUUUGCUGUCAACAGCCGCAACUUAAGAUAUCUACAGCAGGCGUUAUUCGAAACCUGCGUCGGUGGUGAAAGUUUUUCAAGCAUGUGCAUUACAGCUCCUGUCUUGCAAAAAAAAAAAUAUGGCUGUCACACUGCAGAUAACAUCACUCUUUGGUUCUUUCGGUAAAGUCACGUAGAAAGAAAUGUAAUUAAAUAAUGAAUAGUUAUAUAAUUCAUUUAUUUCUACGUGACUUUACCGAAAGAACCAAAUAGUAAUUCCUACAGUCACGAAAGCUUCGAAUCUGUGCAGAUAACAUGUUUAAUUUAUACUUUGUUAUACCUUUUUGUAAUCAGUUUAUAUUGUUUUUUAAUCUAUACAUGUACAUUAGUCUAAGCCUAAAUAUUGUUGUUGAAAUACUUUGUUGUGUUUUGUGGUACAAAAAACAAACUACAGUAUGUCUGUUGUAAAAAUGUAAAAUUGCAAUUUGACAUUUUGCAUUCACAGCACCUUUUGCUUAAUUUCCAGGAUACCAACAUUCAAUACCUCAUACAUUUGUUGAUGGGGGUUAGGUAAAUGAUUGGAUUGUUCCAUAUGUAUGACGCAUUUCUGCAGCAUUCAUUUGAUUUAAAUGCAGGGGGAAUAGGGUUCGUUUUGGUAAGGAUGUAGUUUAUCUGGAAAGUACAAACGUGACCGUGGAGAAUUGGGUGUCAGCGCUGAUUUUACAUUUCCAUAUUUUACCCGCAUACAAGCAAAACACCAAAGCAUCACUAUACAUAUACAACAUUUUCUUAUUUAAUUUUAAACUACGGAAUGAGGUAAUUUCCUUUUACAAAGAGUGUGCCGUUGAUUCAUCUUAACUAACAAUGCAGCUUGAAAAUACCUUGAGGACAAAAAGGUAAAUAAAACCCUGAAACUCAUUUCAUUGAAUCAGUGUUAGAUUUAAUACGCAAUUUUUCAUUGUCAAACAAACCCAUUUAUCAGAUUAUUGAAUAUGCUCAUGAUGCGUUUAGCUUGGGGGUUUAAUAUCCAAUAUUAUUACUGCUUAUUUAAAUCCAAGUUUGGUUUCUAUGUUUGGCAAUCCUGAAUACAAAAUUGUCGCAUGAGCUCCAACUAAAACAUUUUGAUUAACUGCGCAUGUAAUUAAUCCAUAAUUAACACGUAGGCUUU